Python bivittatus (Burmese python) is the source of this 4529-nucleotide messenger RNA. It is a transcript of the gene DOC2A, whose product is annotated as double C2 domain alpha. The record is from RefSeq and is a predicted model, not a curated record. Gene Ontology annotation, cellular component: membrane; synapse; extrinsic component of synaptic vesicle membrane. Gene Ontology annotation, biological process: spontaneous neurotransmitter secretion; regulation of calcium ion-dependent exocytosis; exocytosis. Lineage: Eukaryota; Metazoa; Chordata; Lepidosauria; Squamata; Pythonidae.
CCAUUCUCAAUAGAGACAAUAGUCUCCACCUCUCCGACUGCAACCCCCCUUCCCUUGUGCGCUCUCUCUCUUUCUCUCUCACUCGCUCUCUCGAAGUCCGUGGGAUCCCCAAUCGAUCCCCUCCGUUCAUUCCGUGUAUCACCUUCUCCUCCCGGGAACCUGUUGACAGGAGCUGCACCCAGCACAGUUGACUGCUCGUCCAAUGACCGUCCGCCGAGGAGAUCGUGCUUCAGUCCCUAUCCGAGAGCACAUGGCCAUUGAUGUGUCCCCAGGACCAAUACGACCCAUUGCCCAAAUCUCAGCUUAUUUUCCACACCCUGGGCUGGAAGGGGUGCUGACAACACAAGAUAGGAUGAGGAGUGAAGGAACAACAACUGUGUCUCCAGGAACCGGAGAAGGAGAAUCCACUGACGGAUAUGAUUCUGAUGAGAACACAUCGCUUGGGACUCUUGAAUUUGACAUUCUCUAUGAUCCAGAAAGCUGCACCCUUGACUGCACCAUCCUACGAGCCAAGGGACUGAAGCCAAUGGAUUUUAAUGGCUUGGCUGACCCUUAUGUCAAACUGCACCUCCUUCCAGGCGCUUGUAAGGCAAACAAACUGAAAACACGCACCCAGCACAACACUCUCAAUCCUGUGUGGAAUGAGGCCCUUGUCUACAAUGGGAUAACUGCAGAGGACAUGGCCCGGAAAACGCUGCGAAUCUCUGUCUGUGAUGAGGAUAAAUUGACCCACAACGAGUUCAUUGGAGAGACUCGGGUGCCUUUGAGACGCCUGCGUCCUGGCCAGAAAAGACAUUUCAACUUGUGCUUAGAACGGCAGCAACCGCUGGCAUCCCCUUCUUCCAUGACUGCAGCCCUGCGUGGAAUCUCCUGCUAUCUGAGAGAGUUGGAACCCCCAGCUGGCUGGGCCCUGGAAGAAAGGGGUCGCAUCCUGCUCGCCCUCACAUACAUCUCCGAACGUCAUGGAUUACUGGUGUCUAUUCUCCGCUGCGCCCACUUAGCUGCCAUGGAUGUGUGCGGCUACUCGGACCCUUAUGUAAAAACCUACCUGAAGCCAGAUGAAGAGAAGAAAUCGAAGCAUAAAACAACCGUGAAAAAGAAAACACUAAACCCGGAGUACAAUGAGGACUUUUUCUAUGAGAUUGAACAGUCAGAUCUUGGACACAAAUCCUUGGAAAUAACCGUUUGGGAUUACGACAUUGGGAAAUCAAAUGACUUCAUUGGUGGGGUGACCCUGGGAUUGGGGGCCAGUGGGGAGUGCCGGCAACACUGGCUCUCGUGCCUCCAGACCUCUGACUGCCGCCUGGAACAUUGGCACACCCUCACCAACGAGCUCCCAGAAUCCUCCACUUUUGGCCCUUGAGGCCCCCGUGACUCCCCGUAGAACUGCACCCUUCGACCUUGCCUGCCUGCCAAAAACCAACUGGAGGGGCCCAGCACCCAGAGGCCCCUCCUUUGCACGAGGACGUUUGCACGUUUCAAAACUACUUGUCGUGGGGGACCAUUUAUGCUAUGCUCUAGGGAGGCACAUAGAUGGGAGGCGUUCCUCUUCCGGUACAUUAAGGCCACGUGGUGGGGGACUGGGGGCAGAUGCAGAAGGGUUGGAGGCCCAGGAAGAGGAGGAAGGAUCCGACGGGCAACAAUUGGAAUUGCUAUGUGUACCGAGCGAGCAUCAAAUCAGUGAAGUCAAAAAUACUCCCUCUGUCCUCCCAGCCUUUCUCUUCUCCCUGCUCUUCUUUCUCCCCUUGUCAACUAAGAGUUGUUGUGAAACGCUUUUACUUUUAUACAAGAUCUUUGCUGGCUGCAGAACAUAUAUUUUUUAACCUUUCAAAAGUAACAAACAAGUCAAAAGGAUCAAGCAAUUUCAUUUCAAAGUCCCAAAUACUAUCUUUUUCUUAUUUUCCACACGGGCGCCUUUCCUUGCUCCUUUUAACUUAGAAAUGUCAGAAGCAAUUAGUAUUUCUGAACCAUAAGAAAAAAUCAGCUUCUGCAUGGAUUUUCCAUAUGGCUUAGUUCUUCUAAUUAAACUGCUGGGUUCCGAAGCAUGCUGGCUUAAGCUAUGCAUCCCUUUGAUUUCUAUGUAAAGCAAUCCCCCCUGAUCCCCUUGCAGAGAGUUUUCCCCAUCCACCCUAUUGUUUCUAAAACAAAGGGUCAGAGAAAAUAAUAUUGUGCUCUUUAUUUGCUUCAUGUUUAUUUGCUUAACAUUCAGUGCUCUGUUUUUUCCUUCACAUUGCAACAUAUUCAAAUCUAAAAAGAUUCUGGGGCAAACUGACAGUUGGGGAGGGGGGACCAAAAAUGUCAAGCCUGAAAGGGUGGCAUAGAGCUUCUAGAUAGGACACAGAUGAAUGCAGAAUAAAGAACAGCAAUUUGGGGAGAAGUAUAAAUCUACUAACACAAUCAAAAAUCAUACGAUCUUUUCUUGCACUCCCAUUACGGUGCUGCCUCAGGCUUAACUGGUGAUUGAUUAGAUAUUUCCCACUUUUAUCUGUACCAUGAAUCUCCUUCCUAUAAAUCUACUUUUUGUUUUAGUCUUAGAGCAAAUAAUUUUCACUUGUCUCUUUUGAAUUUCAUUGUGUUAGUUUCAGGGUAGUUUUCCAUUGAAUUUUAAUCCUAUCAUCCAGGAACAUUAACUCUCCUUCCCAGUUCUAUACCACCUGCCGGAUGGAUAAGGACUUUUAUCUCUUUACCUUUGCCAUUAAUAAACAUGGUUAGAACCAGCAGCAUCAAACCUCAUGUCUGUGCCGUACAGUACAUCUUUUAACAGAGUUUCCUAGCCCUGAAUGUACUAAACAGUAUGUGUUCACCCACACUGAACAAGUUUGCCAAUCCAAACAGGAUUGGGGACCAAUCACAGAAUUCCCAAAUGCCAUUAAGCUGGUAACCUGGAAAGAAAAUAUAAGAUUAGCCUGGAUCGGUCAUGAAUAAACUUGACACGCUCGUUUCAAUGUGCCACUGCAUCAUUAUCCGGAGGCAUGCAGCAUCUUUUAUACUCUGUUUUAGGGCGUUCUUGAUAUUCCCCAGGCAGACUGGUCUCGUUUUCCUUUUCUUUUCACCAAUCCAUCCAUACACCUUAAAGGGCAACUCUUCCAGCCCCAAAUGUGCGAGCUCACAGAAUUAAGCUAGGAAUGUUCUAAUCUUCAGUAUCAGUCUUGAAUAGGAAUCAUGCUGUUUAAAGCAAAGUUUGCUGUAACUUUGCUUCAAAGAAACAAGGAUUGGGCAGGUGUUUUUUUAACUGAUUAAGUGGCAGGCUUACCAUCUCCUUCUCCUUCCCCUAAUACAAUCUCUACGAUUCACUUGUAUUUCUGGACAAUCUACCGUUCUUGGAGCCUCGUUGCGCUUUCUGUGUGAGUUUUCUCUUCCUAAAAUGUUCAGCAACUUCCUAAAUGUUAUUUUCUGUGCAACUACCUGGUUUUCUAAAUAUCUGUCACUUUUCUCUCUCCAGAAUUGCUUGUAAUUGUGCCUUUACACGUUCCUACUUAAGAAUGUAAACACGGCUGGACCUUUUGGCCAUCAUAUGUUUACAGAACAGGUUCAGGCCAGCCCUAACCUGAGUUAGGGGAAGAGGUUUGUUGAAAUUAGCAAGAGUGAUGGGUCUGACACAUGCACAGAGCAGAUUCUGCCUUCUUCUUAGCCUAACCGAAGAGGUCUGUUGCAGGCAACCAAGCUAGUGAUUAAAGGUGGAAAUUAACAUUAAAGGCAGAAAUUACUGUUUAGCUUAUUCUUAUUUUAUCACUAUGUGAGAAUGAGGAUGGGGGAGAAGUAACCAUUUGAAUUUUCUUCCUGAGGUACCAAAAUAUCUUGGACCACCUCAGUUAAAAACACUCACUUCCUCUCUGAACAGUAUAGCUAUUCACCAAGAGACACGCAGUACCCGAGUGACAAAUCUGUUUGCUUUGUAAGAUGUGAAUCAACGCUGAAAGAGAGGUAGUGUCUUCCAUCUGUGUUUAUACACAAUUGUUUUUCAGCCAAGUAAAAUGAGCUCUUUUGUUUCUCUUAAAGCUGAUCUACCCGUACCUGAAAAAUAUUCUCUUCUUUCAACUGAUAAAAGAUCUUUUUUUUUCCUUACAGUUUUUACUACAGGACAGUUUCUUAUGUAUUCCCACCAGCACUAAAAAAUAUCUGUAGCAAAAAUAAUAAAGCACUGCAGUGAGUAGCAACAUUUGGAGAAACCAUCUUGCAAAAUAAACUAAAAUGCAGUUACAAUACAGGGAAUGUUUUUGGCUCGGGUAGAACCGUUGCAAGCAUUUUGAAGAUUAAACUGCACUUAACCUGGGCAAGGGGAAGGGAUAGAUGUCAAAUGUUUACACAUGCAGUGGAAAAACUCCUGGUUAUUAAUAAGGUUUGUUCUCUCUUCCAACCCUGACUAGGAGAUUUCGAGCACUUUUUUUUUUAAAGAGUCCCCUGACUUCUAAGGAACUUUAUUUUCUUUUGUUUGCAACAAAAGAGAGCUUUUGCUCUACCUCGUAAACAGAUGUACUAGUUCAAGCAGACUUUUCUUUACCAAUGUGUAAAUGAUGGCACAUCAUACA